CAAGCUGCAUGCUGAGCCCUGUCAGAGGAAAAGCAAACUUCUGCUAAGUGAGGAAAUGCCGGGUCUAGACUCAGCCUGGGUGGUCUUCACGCUGCUGUGGCCGACGCAGAUGCUGCUGGCUGUGGAUGCUGCCAAUGGACAAUAUGAAACUGCACCCAAAUCUGUGAUUUCCCUUCAGCCUCCAUGGACUACUUUCUUUCAAGGAGAGACAGUCACUCUGUCUUGCUAUAGAUUUGGGUUCUCCUUACCCCUGAAAACAAAAUGGUACCAGAAGAGAAAACCACUAAAGGAAAUCCAAGAGAACACCUUAAGGGUCCAUGAGUCUGGAGAGUACUGGUGCCAAGCCGACAGCUCUCCUCCCAGCAUUCAUGUGCACGUAGAGUUUUCUGAAGACCCACUGGUGCUGCAGGCUCCCCCUGCUGUGUUUGAAGGAGACUCUGUGGUUCUGAGGUGCCAUGCAAAGGAAAGCAUACUACCAGAGACCUUGAAACUCUACAAGAACGAUGAAGCUCUGAGCUUACCUGGUAAAAGUUCUGAGCUCCGCAUUCCUCAUGCGAAUCUGGGGAACAAUGGCGAAUACAAGUGCAGUGGAAAGAAGGGAUUUUUUAGGACCAAAACUUCUUCCAAGACGUUCAGAGUUCAAGUCCAAGAGUUAUUCCCUCGUCCUGUGCUGUCAGCCAGACCGUCCCAACCCAUAGACGGAAGCCCGGUGAUCCUGACCUGUCGAACCCAGCUCCCUGCACAGAGGUCAGCUGUCCAGCUCCGGUUCUGUUUCUUCAGAAACCUCCAGGCUCUGGGGACAGGCUGCGGCAGCUCCCCGGAGCUGCACAUUCCGGCCAUAUGGACUGAAGAGUCAAAGUGGUACCAGUGCAAGGCAGAAACAAUGAGUUCCCAAGCUGGAAAACAAAGCCUGGCCGCCAGGAUUCCUGUGCAGAGAGCCUUUGCGGACUUCCAGAUAAACAUUGUCCCAGCCUCAAAGUUGGUGUUUGAAGGGCAGUUGCUGUUACUCAACUGCUCAGUAAAAGGGGUCCCAGGGCCCCUCAAAUUCUCCUGGUACAAAAGGGACAAGCUGAAUAAAGAAGCAAAGACUCAUAAGUCCUCAGAAGCGGAAUUCAAAAUCUCCACAGUGAACAGCAGCGAUGCAGGGGAUUAUUACUGUGAGGCUAACAACAGCCGCCGAAGCUUUGUCAGCCGGCCAGUUCCCAUCACCAUAAAAGUUCCAGUGUCCCGCCCCAUCCUCACGCUCGGGGUCCCGGGGGCCCAGGCUGUGGUGGGUAUCGUGGUGCAGCUUUCCUGUGAGGCUCUGAGGGGCUCCCCUCCAAUCCUGUACCACUUUUAUCACCGAAAUGUCACCCUGGGGAGCAGCUGGGCCCCUUCCGGAGGAAGAGGAUCCUUCAACUUUUCUGUGACUGUAGAACAUUUUGGAAACUUCUUUUGUGAGGCUGACAAUGGCCUGGGUCGCCAGCGCAGUGACACGGUGACACUGAAUGUUAUACACAUGACCAAGAACAGAAGUGUUGCUGUGGUCACUGGACUCACAGGGGGACUGGCUACCAUGGCUGCUGGAGUGCUGCUGUUUUACUGCUGCGUCUCCAGAAAAGCAGGAGGAAAGCCUGCCUCUGAUGACUCCAGGAGCCCUUCAGAUGCAGAAGCCCAGGAGCCCGCCUAUUACAACGCACCAGUCUGUAUAGAGCUGCAGCCAGCACACAGCAGCGACACUAAAGAAGACGUGAUUUACACGGAAGUGUGGAGUACUCCGCAGAGAGGUAAACACACAGUUCAGAAGUCUCGGAGCCCAAGAUCAAGGUGCCAGAUGGCUGAGUGA
Molecule: messenger RNA, 1825 nt
Organism: Meriones unguiculatus (Mongolian gerbil)
Lineage: Eukaryota; Metazoa; Chordata; Mammalia; Rodentia; Muridae
Product: Fc receptor-like protein 5
Exons: 12
Coding region: 56-1825 (589 amino acids)
Biological process (GO): cell surface receptor signaling pathway
Molecular function (GO): transmembrane signaling receptor activity
Source: RefSeq, a predicted model, not a curated record